Molecule: messenger RNA, 4560 nt
Organism: Branchiostoma belcheri (Belcher's lancelet)
Lineage: Eukaryota; Metazoa; Chordata; Leptocardii; Amphioxiformes; Branchiostomatidae
Exons: 27
Coding region: 151-4560 (1469 amino acids)
Cellular component (GO): cell surface
Molecular function (GO): heparin binding
Source: RefSeq, a predicted model, not a curated record
GGCGAGGGGAGUGCCGAGCGCCACUGGAUGUCAGACCAGCCCGGCUAGCGGCUUGUCCAGACACUCCAUUUCUUUACCUGCAGCAUAUCCGCAGCACCAGACUACAUAGGAGGACAUUAGAUUGUCUGGCUUCGCCUCCUUUCAGCCAAAAUGUGGUUUGGUCUUGUCCUCCUGUUUCUGUGGUCAUCUGUAUCAUCGAGUCAGACAGAGGGAAACAGACACAGGCAUGGUCAUAACUCACGCCACACUGACCACCCGGGCCAGGAUGACCCCACAGAUGUGCAGCGAGCCAUGAGGCAGUGGCUCAAGAAGAGAAUGAUGAAACAUCGCGAAGACAUCAGCGAGCUUUAUCGUACACGCGUUCGUGACCCUCGCAAGAAACGGUCCAUGGGGCUUGGAGCAUCUGUCCCUGCAGAUGAAGCUAACCGCCUGUGGCUGAGAGGGGUGGUUGAGCUGACUCAGUGUCUGGAGUGUGAGGACCACAUCGUGGCUGAUCAGCACAGCACUGUGUCUGGCAUGACAGCUUUUAACUUCUCAGGGGAUGUCUACUUGGGAUUCAUCAGGAAUGGACCAUGGACCAACAGCAAUAUCUACAGAUUUGACACAGAUUUGGAGACCUUCCAUCCACAUGACUCAGUACUUACCCAUGGUGCACAGGGAGUGGCCACUGGCCUUAUCACAGACAUUUUCACAGACUCACCCCAUGUCCUGAUGGCCGUCACCAGUAAUAUCACCAACACUGUGGCAGGGUAUUAUGCACCAACAGCCACUAUUUAUAGGAAAGCCUCACCAUACACAGGAUUUGAGAGGAGACAGUCCAUUAUCAACCCUGAGGGACGGUCGGCCACCAUGUUCCUCUAUGACGGCCAUCUGUGGCUGGCAGUUGCUACUUACUCUGAUCCUAGCAAGCCUGAAGGACACCAGAAAAAGUUCCAAUAUAGGUCCAGAAUCUUCCGUUGGGAACAUGGCCAUUUUGAUGUAAUAUACAGCAUCCAGACAGAGGGAGCAAUGGACAUUGAGCACUUGGAAAUUAGUGGAGAGUCGUACCUUGCUGUGGCAAACCAUCGCACCUUUGAUACAUUCUGUACCCUGUCCUUCCUGUACAAGCUUGACAGUGAGACAGAUGAGUAUGAGUUGUACCAGAAUUUUGACACAUGUGGAGCUUCAGACUUUGAGCACUUUGAGAUGGGUGGUCAUCACUACCUUGCUGUUGCCAACCAGUUCAAGGACGUAACACUGAUGGGAUAUCAACACUCAACAUACCUCUACAGACAGUAUCAGAUUGACUCAGUCAUAUACUGGUGGGCGGGUAGCCAGUUUAUAGAAUGGCAGGUCAUUCCAACUAUUGGCAUCACCCAGUGGGAGUCCCUUCGCCUGCCCAACAAUGAAGUGGUACUCAUUGCAGCCAACAGUCAGGGUCCCAUGGUGCUGUACCAGUAUGAUGAGUCAGGACAGUUCUUACCUGUUCCCCUGGAGGUGUCCCUCCCCACCCACGUGUCAGUGGUACAGGCCAUGUCCAUCCAGCAGAGAUUCUACCUUGUUACUGUCUCCUCCAGGAAUGAUACCAGGUCCAAUGUCUUCAGGUUGGAGUUCUCUGGUCAACGAGAAGAAAGUGAGGAAGAAAAGGUUUUGGAUGAAGCAAGAGCUAUGGUGAUGAAACUGUCUGAGAAGACUAAGGAGCUACAGGGCAGGGUGAACAAACUUAGGGACCGUUUUGAUAAAAUCAUGACCAUUACAGAUCAUCAGACCGUGACAGGAAACCAUGAGUAUGAGUAUGUGGAGGUGGAACAUCUGGUGGUGCAGAACCUGAGGAUUGUUCGACCUCCAAAGCCAGAGAACUCUACAGAACAGAAUGUUACCAGCUUCUGGCCUCGGGGAUAUAAGGAGGCUGCUUUACCAGGCAGUACUAAAUCUGGUCCUGCUAAACUGGACCUGUCUGGCCUGGAGAAGCAUGUGAACAGGAAUAGGAAGAUGAUUGGAGACAUCAAGGAGAGGAUGGAAGAUGUUGUCAUGAUGACUGAUGGACCCAGCGUCAUCACAGGUACCAAGACCUUUGCUAAGGGUUUGACUGUUGGAGAGCUUAUUGUUGAAGAGGUGACGACGUCUGGACUGGUGAAUGGCAUGGAUUUUGUAGAACUGGACAGAUCAGUGGUGAAGAGGACUGGAGACCAGAAGAUCCAGGGAAAUCUGAUCAUCCAUGGUGAUGUCAACAUAGCUGGGGAUGUCGAGGUCUCUGGAACUACCAAUAAUGUCUCAAUGGAUGAUCUGGUGCUGAUCCAUGGGAACAGCAAUCUGACAGCAGAGUUCACCUUCUCUGGGUCCCCAGCAAUUGUUGUGAACGGUGACGUAGAAGUCAAAGGAGAAGUCAACGGCCUCUUGAUACCGUCAGACCUGGUUCUUGUGUAUGGAGACCAGGACAUUGCAGGCAUGAAGACGUUUGAUGCAAAUGUCACUGUGGAUGGUAAUAUGGAGAUGGGCUUGAACAGCAAAAUAGAUGGGAUAGACGUUUCAGAGUUUGCCAGCCAAGUUGUCCUCCUGAAUGAAAACCAGACCAUCAAUGGCUCACUGAUAUUUGACAACCUGACAAUUGACGGUGACCUGCUGACGGGUGGACUGGUGAAUGGAGUAGACAUUGUUGAUUUGGCUGACAAAGCUGUGUACAAGGACACUGAUCAAGUCAUCCAUGGUGUGCAAAUCUUCAAUGGGACUAAAGGCUUAUUGCUGAACAUAACUGGUGACAUGACAGUGGAAGGACAGUUGAAUGAUUAUCUUGUUCCUGACGACUACGUCACCACAUCUACUGACCAGGAGGUGACAGGAUCUUGGACAAUAACUGGAGACUUGCAUGUGAGUGGGGACGUUGAGAUGGAAGGCAGCCUGGGCUGGACUGAGGAUGGGCAUGUGACCUGGAUUGACCUUUCCCAGGAUGCAGUUCUAGUGUAUGGAGAACAGAAUAUAACAGGACACAAGACUUUCACAAACAACAUCACUGUUGUGGGGAACAUGGACAUGUCUGAAGGGGUGACCAUAGACGGUGUGGAUGUCUCUGAACUAGCAGAGAAGUCAGCCAAGAAGAAUGAAGCAACCAUCAUUGAGGACUUUGUAAUUUUCCAAAACGAUGUGAAUGCUAGUGAUGUCAUCCUGAACAGCACAUUGAAUGGUGUUGAUAUUAUUGAGUUUGCAGAGCAAGUCUUUACCAAGUCAGGCAACCAAACCAUCCUUACAAAGAUGAUGUUCAAGAACUUGACCUUGGGUGACCUUGACAUCUCCGGCCUGCUGGACGGAAAAGAGGUACCCGGGAACUUGGUUACCACAGCAACAGACCAGGUGAUCAGCGGGAGCUGGCAGGUGGACGGUGACGUGGACAUCGCAGGACACCUGGUGUUGUCAGAGGGGGUGACUGUGGGAGGGGUGAACUAUUCUGAGGUGGACCGGACCGUGGUGAAAGUCCACGGUAACCAGACCAUUGCUGGAGAAGUGCAGUUUGCUGGGAACGUCACGUUCAGUGACAUAGAAGUACAGGGACUGUUCAAUGGACUGAACAUACCAGAAGACCUGGUGUUGAAACAUGGAGACCAGAUCAUAACAGGACACAAGAUCUUCCUGGAUGAUGUGUACGUGAUGGGUGACCUGUACGCUGAAGAAGUCAGCACUACUGACAGACUUAUCAAUGACAUUGAUGUUGUGCAACUGGCCGAGAACGCUGUCAUGGUGGAGGGGGACCAGAACAUCACAGGACAGACGACCUUCCUCUCUGACAUAGAAGUACUGGGUGACCUUACUGUGGAGGGACUAGUGAAUGGGGUGGACCUGGAAGACUUGGCAGAAUCUGUGGUUACUCUCUCUACUGACCAAGUCUUGGAGGGAGACUUUCUAUUCAUGGAUGAUGUUGAGUUGCUGGGGGAGGAUGUAGAGAUAAAUAACACAGUAAACGGAGUGGACCUGGCCCAGUUUGCUGAGGAGGUGGUCCACAUGUCAGAUGAAGUCAUCAUGGGCAGCAAGACUUUCUCUGGUGAUGUGGUGAUUAUGGGUCACCUUGAGGUGGAUGAGGUGAACGAAGUCGACAUCUUAAACCUCAGCAACUCCGUCCUGUACAAGUCCAGACCACAGGUUCUCAGUGGACACAAAACCUUCAACGACAGCUUCACAUGUGACAACCUGAACAUUGUUGGGGGUGGUCUGAUAGACGGGGUGAACCUGUCACAGGCCCUCACCCUGUCAGGGAACCAUACUGUGUACGGUGACGUCACCUUCUACAACACAGUCUACAUCAACAGUAGUCUCACUGUGGACGGGCUCAUCGAUGGAGUCAACCUCACUGAAUUAAAUGCCUCAGCCGUGCGGUUGAACGCAGACCAUCAGAUUAUCAGGGGUAACAAAACCUUUCAUAACUUGACCAUAUCCGGUGAUGUAACCAUUGAUGGGUCAACAAACAACAUCGUAGACUGGGAGAAAUUCUGCAAUUCCCUGAUGACCAUCACUGCAGACCAGCAGAUACAUGGCAGGAUUGUGAUCGAGGGAGAUCUGAACAUUGCCAACCUUCAAGCUAACAUCUUUUAG